AUGGAGAGCGGAUACCUAGACCAGGCAGAGCAUGCAGGCGAAGGCUGUGAGCUUGAUGACGCUGUUUUUGCUAAGCUUCCAACAGGCUGUAGUGUACUCAAAGUGGCACCAUCAGGCCAUAGUCUUUGGGUGGCCACGGUUCAGAUUGUGGUUCAGCUGGAAGAUGGAACCAUGAAAGAGUACUUCAAGAAGGGUGCGCGUGGUGCAAUUGGAAUGGACAUGAUGAGAGGCACAUUCGAAGCUGAACAGGCUCUAUACACCUUUUCUCCAGGCCAGGUCCCAAAGCCCAUCGGUUGGGGAACAUACACCAUCGAUCCAAACACGCACUUCUAUCUCAGCCAGUUCGUGGAAAUGAGAGAAGACCCCCCCAGCCCUGGGGAUUGGGCGGCUUCUGUGUGGGAUCUCCAUGCUAACAGCAUGGGGAAAAGCUCAACUAGAAAAUUCGGCUUUCAUGUCACUACUCAUCUUGCCAAUGUUCCAGUCAACAACUCGUGGAACUCUUCUUGGGAAUCAUUCUGGAGACAGCAGAUGAAGGGUCUGUUCGACCAGGACGACCGCGUUCAUGGCAUGGACGAUGAGUUGACAGCGCUCAAGAUGAUAUUUCUCCACGAAGUGAUCUCGAGAUACCUUGCUCCACUUGAAAGAGAAGGACGAUCUGUCAUGCCCUGCCUCAUUCACUCUGAUCUAUGGCCUGGGAAUAUCAAGCCGAAGAAAUCCUCAAAUGGAUUAUGUGUGUUUGACGCCUGUGCAUUUUGGGGACACAACGAGGCCGAUUUGGGCAUCUGCCGAAACCCAAGAUACAAGCUUGGUCAACCGUGUAUUCGCGAAUACCUCAAGCGAAUACCUGCAGCUGAGCCCACGGCUGAUUUUGACGGUAGAAACGCUGUGUACGCGAUGAAGUACCACGCGCUGCUGUCAAUCAUGUAUUGCUUCAAAGACAAAAGUUUCAGACAGACGCUGAAGGACGAGCUCAAGGAGAUCAUCGGCAAGGCAGCACUAUCGAUCCCACAAGGAGAAGGAGAUGCGUCUGCGUAA
Colletotrichum abscissum is the source of this 1035-nucleotide messenger RNA. RefSeq lists its product as uncharacterized. The transcript is spliced from 4 exons. Lineage: Eukaryota; Fungi; Ascomycota; Sordariomycetes; Glomerellales; Glomerellaceae. The coding region runs from base 1 to 1035 and encodes 344 amino acids. The record is from RefSeq and is a predicted model, not a curated record.